GGGAGACUGGGCAGCACAUAUAGAGUGUAUUGGAGUGCAAAAAGGCAACCAAAAAGGAGAAAUUGAAAACGGAAACAAAACAUGGUGAAUUCAUUUUUAGGGAGCGUUUCUGCCAUGAUCUAUCUAGCAAACCUUUGUGUUGUACUUUGUGUCCAGAUGGUAUCAGUGGAAGGAGGUGCACUGAAGCAGGAGAUGGUUUUGGAGAGCAGUGCUGCCACACUGAACCAUUCAAUGGCUUUGGUGCAGCGUAUGGAGGCCCUCCUGACCCAGGGAAAUGCCAGCGAUGUGAUCUUACGUGUUCAGACUCUGAACACAGAUGAAGUGAAAGUGAUCCAGGUCCACUCGCUGGUGUUGAUUCUACAGAGCGAUGUGUUUGAUGAGCUGCUACAGACCCGUAACUCCAGUACAAUGGUCCUCAGAGAGCCUGCUGACUGUGCAGCAGUCUUUGAUAAGUUCAUUAGGUACUUAUACUGUGGUGACAUCACAGUACGUCUGAGCCAAGCCAUUCCCUUACACAAGCUUGCCAGCAAGUACCACGUAUGGGACCUGCAACAAGGCCUCACCCAAUAUAUGACCCAGCACCUGUCCAGCGAUUCCCCUACAGGUCACGUGGUUGACUGGUACCAAUAUGCUGUGCAGAUCGGAGAUGUAACCCUGCAGAAUAAUUGCUUGCAGUACCUCUCUUGGAACCUUUCAUCGGUUCUACAGAGUGCCGAAUGGAGCUCUGUCGGUGAGGAACUUCUGCUCUCUUUGCUCCAUCGUUCAGACCUUGUUCUGCAGAGUGAACUUGAGCUGUACGAAGCUCUGGAUGCUUGGAUCAACCAGAACCAGCCUUCUAGUGCAACAGCCGAGAAUGCACUUAAAGCAAUACGUUAUGCGAUGAUAUCACCCCAACAUCUGUUACAUUUGCAGAAGAAGUCAUCACUGAUGCUGAAAUAUUCGGAGUCGGUACGUGAUCUGCUCUUCCUCGCCUUCCAAUUCCACGCAGCCUCACCUGUUCAGCUUGCAAAGUACUUUGACGUUAACUGCAGCCUCUUUACGCCACGUAACUACCUAUCACCAGCUUGGGGUUCACCUUGGGUGAUCAACAACCCUACACGAGACGACCGCAGCUUCAGUUUUCAGACUCAGCUUGGACCUAGUGGCCACGAUGCUAGCAAGCGUGUGACAUGGAAUGCCCUUUUCUCUCCACGGUGGCUUCCGCUCACUGUGCGAUCCGCAUUUCCCGAGCAUGGAUCCAUGCAGCCUACUCGUACCGAUGGUGGCCGUCCACGAAUCAUUGUAACACCAGCCACCUCAAGUCCAGAUUUUGCUGGCGUCAGCUUUCAAAAAACGGUUAUUGUAGCGUCCCGGAAGCAGGGGAAAGUGGUCGUCCGUCAUGUCUACAACUUCCACCAGAGCACAGAGGAAGUGGGCGACUUCCUGUUGGAUGCGGACCUGCAGCGUAGAGCUUCAGAGUACCUCAUUGACAGCUCCCUGUACCUGCAUAUUAUUGUCAAGCCCCUCUACCACAACCUCAUUGUAGCAAAAAAAUAAAGGUCUAGUUUCACUAUUGAUGGUUUCUAAUGCAAUGUUCCUUUCAAGUCAAGUUGUACACUGAAUCACUCUUUAUAUGGACUUUUUGGAAAUCAAAAUCAUUAAGCACUUAAUUUUAUUGUCUUAAUGUCAAAUUCUGAGUUCAUUCAGUUACGUUGUAUUGCAAUUAGUGUUAAGUUUCAUUAAAAUCAUA
Molecule: messenger RNA, 1729 nt
Organism: Xyrauchen texanus (razorback sucker)
Lineage: Eukaryota; Metazoa; Chordata; Actinopteri; Cypriniformes; Catostomidae
Product: BTB/POZ domain-containing protein 17-like
Exons: 3
Coding region: 82-1536 (484 amino acids)
Molecular function (GO): protein binding
Source: RefSeq, a predicted model, not a curated record